GUGGCGAACAAUCCGAGCCAUAGCGUGGUGAGAGGGUUGGGCCGGUUUAGUGUAAACAGAGUAAUGUAGUAAGUUAUCGAGUGUUUGUGUUUGACAGUGCGGUUUGUUAUUACACGUAAAUAUUGACAUAACGAGUAGAAGAGAAGAUGACAUCGACGACACAGGAACUGAAUUUAAAAUAUCUGCCGUCUAGUUCACGAAAAGCUAAGGAUUACGAUGUUAUUGAAUUAGAAAGGUUAUGGAAACCAGUGUUUGACCGAUAUGAUACAGAUAAUGAUGGGAAAAUUCCAUUACAAGAAUUGAAAAAUUUAUUAACAACAGAAGCUGAUAUUAGUAAGGAUUUACCUCCUGAAGUAAUAAAAGAGAUUCUAGAAUGGGCUGAUUUAAAUAAAGAUAACUAUUUAUCUUAUUCUGAAUUUGAACAUAUGAUGCAUGCAGCUGAUUUAGGUGCUGCGAGACCAAGAUUUCAUCGUUUAGUACGUUAUGCUGCACUGGCUGUUAUACCAAAGAGUCACAGAGCCAUUGUUGUGAGACAUUAUAUUGAACAUUAUGACUGUAUGCCUCCACCUAUAUUUUUACUGUUAGUUAGUGUUAUAGAGCUUGCUGUUUACAUUUACUAUUGCGUCAAGUUGGAUGAGUUCAGUGCAACCGGGCCUGUUCCUAUUGAUAGUCAUCUUAUAUAUAAUCCAUAUCGCAGAUAUGAAGCUUGGAGAUUUUUAACAUAUAUGCUAAUUCAUGCUGGAGCGGUCCAUAUAUUUUUCAAUCUUCUUGUCCAAAUAAUACUUGGAAUUCCUUUAGAAAUGGUGCAUAAAUGGUGGCGUGUUGGUCUUGUGUAUAUGGCUGGUGUUAUAGCUGGAGCAUGUUGAAAACAGUAGUUUAGUUGAAAAGAAUACCAAGAGAAAUUUAAUUUAAAGCAUAUUAAUUGCUAAAAUACAUAUUUCUAAAAUUAAUGCUGUUUAAAUAUUUUUAACCUGACUUAAAUUUAAUAUAAUAUACUUAGGUUGUUUAAAAAUUAUUAGCAGCACUGGAACUAAGCAGCUUAUCAGUGAUUUGAUGAAUGCAUACUCUGUAAUAAACAACUUUUGCUAACAUGUAUAUAGAAGUGAAUGAAGUUUAAACAUCACUUAAUCAUAUAAAUUACUAAAUACCAUAUAAUAACUCUAAAAGCAUAUUAGCAAAUAUAGACUGCUUCACCAAAAUCCAAAUUAUUAUAAGGACAGAAGAUAUGAUAGCAAUGCAGAAAAUUGCUGGAUAUGCUCUGCAUGACUGUCAAAUGAUUUAUGUAUUUUGAAUUGAGAGAAGGAAUAGUUAACACAAAUUAGAGUUGAUUGACUAAUCAUAGUAAUUGAUAAAGUUCAUAUCAUAACUGUGAGAUCAUUAAUAAAUGGUUUGAUCAUAGAUAUUUACUAAGUAGUUUGGUGAGCAUGCUGUUAUAUUUUGUA
Molecule: messenger RNA, 1442 nt
Organism: Centruroides sculpturatus (bark scorpion)
Lineage: Eukaryota; Metazoa; Arthropoda; Arachnida; Scorpiones; Buthidae
Product: rhomboid-related protein 3-like
Exons: 7
Coding region: 147-866 (239 amino acids)
Cellular component (GO): membrane
Molecular function (GO): serine-type endopeptidase activity; calcium ion binding
Source: RefSeq, a predicted model, not a curated record